Clupea harengus (Atlantic herring) is the source of this 4518-nucleotide messenger RNA. RefSeq names its product mastermind like transcriptional coactivator 2 (gene maml2). The record is from RefSeq and is a predicted model, not a curated record. Lineage: Eukaryota; Metazoa; Chordata; Actinopteri; Clupeiformes; Clupeidae. Gene Ontology annotation, cellular component: nuclear speck; nucleoplasm. Gene Ontology annotation, molecular function: transcription coactivator activity. Gene Ontology annotation, biological process: positive regulation of transcription of Notch receptor target; Notch signaling pathway.
GUCUGUAAAUCUGCAAAUGCCGUACUGCUGCCUCCGGUGUAGUCUGAUGCGCGGUUUAGACUGCUGAAUAUGGACUGCAUGGAUUAGCAUGUGUUCGUGCGUGGAUCCACUCUUAACUAAUCUUUUUAUUUUGCUUUGUUUUUUAAAUGGCGGUCGAAAUAUACAAUAGCCUACCUCUUUCCAUGUGGAUUGGAGAACACUGAAAGGAAACGCGAGCUUAUUUUAACGGGUCUCGGGAAGUUUGUUGGAUCUGCCACUGGGGAUGGAUUAUUGUUAACAUUGGAUGCGUAUUUAAAUAAUGGAGAUACAGUUUUCGGAUAACCCUAAGGUAGAGAUAUUUUUUGUACAAUCAUGAUAAAUAAGUCUCUGCUAAAUCCUUCCGUAAAUCAACAAUCUAGGCUACUGGUAAAUAGCCUAUUCCUAGACUUGACCCUACGUCUCUCUUAGAAGCACAUUCAUGAAGCUUGCACUAUGGAAUUUUAGUGAGAAAGAGAGCGAAGUGGAUUUCUCCAGGACUCGGAAUGAUCUAUUUCUUAAGGAAACUGUGUCGCACCAUACCGCAUUCCAAAGGAAUUAAAAGUUCACGAGGGUGUGUGAAAUAUUUGUACUAACAGAUGUAUUCAUUUUUUUCUGAAACAUUGAGAGUGGCAGUAUUAUUUAAAAGAAUUGUCUUAUAUUUAAGGGUUUAUUUUUAAAACUCGUUUUAUUUGUACUCAAUUCAACAAUCGGACAAAGGUUGUUCAAUUAGCGUAAAACUUUUAAUCUGCUGCACCAAGAGAUCAAGAUUGUAAUGGGAGAAGCAGCCCCGGCUCAGCCUGCGGUAGGUGGAUUUGUAUCCAUGUUAGGUGUUGGCAUGGUGGGCUCCAUGCCAGGUCGUGUCAGCGGGCCUAUUGCGGCCUCUCGAGGGUCCGCCGUCCCGCAGCUUCAUAGUGCCAUCGUUGAGCGGUUGCGUGCCCGCAUCGAGCUGUGCCGACGGCAUCACUCCACCUGCGAGAGCCGCUACCAGCGAGGUCAGGCGGAGACCUCGGACCGUGAACACGAGAACACCUUACACCUUCUCAACCUCGUUCAUCAAAGUACGGGCAACAGAAAAAUCAGGGGCAGCCGGUCGGUGGGGCAGCAGUCAACGGCAGACUACAACCGGCUGAACGGCGACCAGAGAGCCCAAAAUUCAGAGACGGAGCCCAAGGUUGUAACGCGAAACUUAGUCCAUGGGUCUUUGAGGAGAAAGAUUGAAGGACAUCCUUCUGGGUUCAAGAAAAAUGGCGUAACUUGUGGGACUUCAGGAGGAGACUUCAAACGUAUCCGUGUAGACCCAGGUAGUCUUCAGACUGGGCCUUGUGCUCUUGGGCCUAGCCGGGUUCAGAACCACCCAGGCACAGCCUCCAUGGGCCACCACUUGCACUCCUUGAUGCCUCAUAGCUUGGGCAGUGACCUCUUCAAUAUAACCCUCAGGGACAUGAAGAAGGAGCCUGUGGAGGUGCAGACAUGUGGCCAGGCUUCAGCCGACGUUGGCAUGAUUGGGUUUGACUUCAAGGAUGAAGGGGGAGGCCAGAUCGACCCUGAGCUCCAGGAGCUCUUUGACGAGCUGACAAAAUCCGUGCCUUCCUUGAAUGACCUGGAGAUUGAGAAGAUACUUAAACAGGAUGACACCUUUAAUCUGGAGUUGGGGCGCCCCAGCUCAACAGGCUCAACCAAUCCCUGCCCCCUCUUGGAUAGACCAAUCAAGACUGAGUACUCUCCAGACUUUAGCCAGGUGUGUAAGGGUGCCCCGCAACUAAGGCCUGCCUCGGCUGGUCCAUCAUUCUCCAUGGAUGGUUCAGUACAGAUGAGUCAUGUUCAGACGUCUCAGGGCUCUGCUGGCCUCUCCAGAACCAUAUCAGGCUGGCCAGAACUCUCCCACGCAGAGCAGCUCAAACAGAUGGCAGCAAACCAGCAACAGCCAAGUGUCCUGCUCCACCAUCCCCAGCAAAGUCACCAGAAUCAGAACCACCAGGUGACCUGGCCCCUGGGCUUAGGCACCCACCCUGCAGGGACUUUCACCCAUGGAGAUAAACUGCCUGGUGUUGCCACAAUGUGCCCUCAACAUAUCAGCCCCCUCAUCAACAAGCAGAGCAAGGGCAGAAAUAACUGCCUUUUCAAGCGUAAUGGAUUCAGCAACUCCAACUAUACAGACCUCAAGGUCCUAAACAGCAAGCCCAUGCUUCAGUUCACUCCGAAGGUCCCCCUCAUGCCUCAGGGAAAAGCCACCUCACAACAACAUCAACAACAACAACAGCAGCAGGAGCAAAUAGCUGCUGCUGCACAGAAUAAGAACCAUAGUCAGCAGCAGACCCAGACUCUUAGCGGACUUCAUUUCCAGAACCAACAGGUACCCACAGUUGGAUCACAAUGCCUCCUGCCCAAAGGAAUGUCUCCAAGACCAUGUCUCAGCCAGCAUGGGCCAGGGAUGCACAUCAAAAUGAGUCCGCAACAACAACCGGUCACACAGGCUGGACCAUGCCUGCCAGGGAACAGUCGGAUCCGUGACAUCACAGCCCUGUCCCAGCAGCAGCAGGGGUUUGCAGCCCACAGCGGUCAGGAGAAGACAGUAGGGAAGAAUCAUGCCAUGCAGAGGUCGCUGGGGCAACAGAAUGACAUCCUUUCUGGCACAGAGAAAGCCGGUGCCCCAGACCAGUUCAGUCAUCAUCUCACAAGACCUCCCCCUGACUAUGAGCAGGCCAGAAUCGCAGUGGGAGGUCAACCGUCUAUGAUAUACACAGGUAGAAUGACACAUUCAGGAAUAACUUCCUCUCAGCCUGUUGCAAAGAACAGCCCAGACCAGAGUGACCUGCAGGCCAUGCCCUGUCCCCUGCCAAACAGCCAGGCCUCUAAGAUGAUCCCCACCUCCAGAGACACCUUCUCAGGCGGACAGGACCCCCAUCAAGGCUCCUGUGUCCAACCCCGUGUGGGUCAACUAAGAGAACAUCAGCAGCAACAGCAGCAGUUCAACAGCAGUAAUGAAGGCAGGAUGGGAGGAUUACAUCAGAACAAACUGCCACAGUUCCAGGGGACCAAUGGUCAGAGCUUUGCCACCAACGCCGUCACAAACAUCCAGCCACGUAUCAGGACUGCAGUGAGUCAACACAGGCUUCUGGGAUCGGGGCUACGUGGCUCGACUGGUGGUGGCAGUAUGGAGUCGGGCAUGAACUGGGCACAGGGGCAAAAGCAGACUGGGUUGGAUUUGAAGAGGAGGUCAGGAUCAGCAGCGUCCCCUAGUUCACAGCCUGACAUGGGUGGGCACCACCAUUUCCAGCAGAACUCUAUUGGACCGCCCAAUCAAGUGGUACCGCAUGGUGGAAUGCCGCCCCUCAACUCUGGCAACGUUCGAGGCCAGACCUCAAGAACCUGUCCACCCCAGACCCAACCCCGGAUGCCCACACCUUCCACCAAUCUGAAUCCGGGCUCAAUACCCGAGUCGGUUUGUGUUGGACCUUUCCCACCACCCAGUCAGAACCUGAGAGGGUAUCAGCAGAGCAGCAGCAACAGCCGCGCAGGCCAACAUACAUUUGACUUUCUGCCGGAGGGAGACAACACUGUGCCAGGGGUUAACACAGACUCUGAUUUCAUUGAUUCGCUGUUGAAGUCAGGAACAGGAAAUGAUGAUUGGAUGAAGGACAUUAACCUGGAAGAGAUUCUUGGUGGAAACUCCUAAAAUGGGUCUCUGCAACCAGAGACCCAUUGAGUCAUUAUAAAAGGAUUCCUGAAAAUGGAAUUUCAGAAAUGUCAAAGAUGAGAUGUUAACAUGGAUUUCUUUUUUUAAUUGACUGCAUAUAACGAAUACAUGAUUGAUUAUACUAAAUAUGGAAAUGGUUGUUUGUGCAAAAUUAUAAUUGCAUUUUAUAUAAGUAUGUACAAAAAGGAUGUGUUAGAAAUUCCAUGUUCCAAGCAUGUUUUAUAUGGAGCAUUUCAGAUCAUUUGGUGACACGUGUAUACCAGUGCACUAUAACAGUCGGUCAUUAUGUUGUAGAGACACAUUUGUUUAAAGAUUUACAAUAAGUUGUAUUCAUAUGAUGGGCCCCAAUGAGAAAGAUAUCAAUGAUAUUGUAUCACAGUUUGCAUUUUCUACAGCCUCAUUCCUAAAGCCUUUUAGCACUUAGUUACAAUCUAGUCAAUGAAAGUUCAUCCCAAACCAUCUGUAGACACUUAAACAAACAACCUGCUUUCAGCUUCGGGUCUCAAGGCUUGCAAAACGUUGGCUACUAUGUAAUAAAUAUGUUUUGAUGGGUCGCCUCACUAAUACAUUUGUAAUCAAUAUAUAUUUCAAUUCAGGUAAUGAAAUGAUAUAUUUUACAGGAAACUUUCUGUCUGAUGUUGAUGCUAUUUUGUAAAGAUACAACCCCUUCAAAUCGUUAAUGUCAAUUAAACCUUUGUAUACUGGUAAUAAACUGUUACAUAAAAGUGCAAUGUUGAAUUUAUGUAAUUUUGUGUUCUCAGCAUCAUGAUUCCAUUGUACUAUUAUGUUAUUAUAUUAUCAAA